Messenger RNA from Nymphalis io (European peacock), 2288 nucleotides. It is a transcript of the gene mlt, whose product is annotated as tubulin-specific chaperone cofactor E-like protein. Gene Ontology annotation, biological process: protein folding. The coding region runs from base 327 to 1721 and encodes 464 amino acids. The record is from RefSeq and is a predicted model, not a curated record. The transcript has 9 exons. Lineage: Eukaryota; Metazoa; Arthropoda; Insecta; Lepidoptera; Nymphalidae. Gene Ontology annotation, molecular function: alpha-tubulin binding.
UCCUUUAAUACAAAGUGAGCGCGUAUGAACGUAUGGAAAUCUUUUGAGAAGCAUCUGAAAAAAACAUGUAAAGUGAUCUAAAUCUCUGGUACAGACGAAAACAAGAUUUAUUUGGUGAUAGUGAUUUCGGUUUCUCAUAAACAAAAGUGCAAUAGUGCUCUUUAUUACUGUGUUUUCUAAUUUGGUUCUUUCUAUUUACUUAAAAGUGUUUUACAAAGAUAAUUCCAUUGUUAUGAGAAGUGCGAACAAGAAUAUAUUUUGUAUGCCUUUGGAAAUUCAACAUAUAAAUGAGUAAACUGCUACGCUAAAGUUUUAUACCCGUCAAAAUGCCUUCACUUCUAGAAGCAUUGGAGCGGAAAUAUGGUGCAAAAGGUGAAGUCAACCCGCCUUUAGACGAUAUGCCAGUAGCCAUCUUCGUACCAAAACGUUCGCCUAGGCUCAGCGUACCGACUCUUCUAGUGUUGAACGACUGCGACAUAGAUUGCGCCGGAGACUCUAGUGCCUUGGCUGAUAAAUGUGCUGACGUGGUUGAACUAGAUCUUGCCCAUAAUAAACUAAGAGAUUGGAAAGAGGUAUUCGCGGUAUUGGAACAGACGCCGCGUGUCCGAUUUCUGAAUUUAAGCUUCAAUCGCCUUUCCGCACAACUUCAAGCUGCGCAGGCACUUCAACCGCGCUGGGAUAGUCUCAGCCAUCUCGUUUUGAACUCUACUUACGUACGUUGGCCGAGUGUUUUUGGUUUACUCAAGGCUCUACCAGCUCUCGAAGAGUUGCACUUGAGCCUUAAUGAGUAUUCUUAUGUAAAUUUGAGUGGAAAAGAGGUUGAGGAGAACGAUUUUUGUGAAGGAUGCACUCGCCUUAACAUAGAUGUGACAGAACCAAUACACGACCGGCUAAAGCAACUUCACUUCUCUGGGAACCCUAUCCAUAGCUGGCGAGAAGUUUCAAAGCUCGGCUAUGCUUUUCCGAAUUUGGAAUCCCUUUUGGUAAACGAGUGCCCUAUAACAACAUUGGAGCCAGAUCCGUGUGAUAAAUGCGAUGACAAUAAUGGAAACAAAAAAAGUCACGAUGCCUUCCAGCACCUACGUUUUCUAAAUUUAAACAACACGGGCUUGGCGACCUGGGACGAAGUGGAUAGGAUUGCUAAGUUUCCUGCACUGAAGAGUUUAAGAGUUCAAGGCUGGCCGCUAUGGGAGCGCUUUGAGUCUACGGAGCACGAGCGACGGUUGCUGCUAGUGGCCCGGCUACCACACGUAAGAACACUAAACGGAGGAGGGACAGUGCCACCUGAAGAACGAGACGCAGCUGAGCGUGCAUUCAUCAGAUACUACAUGGAAAAACCGGAAUCGGAUAGGCCUGACAAAUACUGGGAGCUGGUCGGAGUACACGGUAAGCUGGACCCGCUAGUGUCAGUGGAUCUGCGGCCGGAAAAACGCGUGCAGAUCACCUUCACCUGCGGAGAUACCAGCGAAGUUCGUACCGUCGACGUCUACAGGACCGUGUCCGAUCUGAAGACGAAACUUGAACGACUUGCGGGAUUCCCCGCUUCGAAAAUGCGACUCUUCUACGUCGAUCAGGAUUUAAGAGAUAUGCAAAUUGGUCCUGAGGAGAUGAGAUUCCCGACAAAGCAGCUAUAUUCUUACAACAUCAGGUCGGGCGACGAAAUCAUCAUAGUCUCUAAGCUAACACUCAAACACUCGAUUUCGGUUAAUUCAACCGCAUAAUGUCUCCGCACACUAUCAAAAAUUAAAACUACCGUCAUUUGUGUUACAAAAGAGUGGUCAACAUGAUUCAAGUAAUUUUUUGUUUGAUUUUUCUUAAAUGCUUAUAUUAAUUGCUUUUUCUUCCAAGGGUCUUGCGUACUGUGCCAAAAGGUUCUAGGGUCACACCUAGCACAAAUGAUGAGCGCAGUAAAAUGUAAUCUAUGUAAAUUUGUUGUUUAUUAACAAAAUAAUUAACCUAGCCAUAUUCACUUCUAUGUUUUUGCAUAUUAUUCGUCUGUAAGUACAUAAAAAUACUCAGACAUAUGACGGUGGUUUGAAUAAGAAGUUUUUAAUGUAUAUUUAAUAGAUUCCUGUCAAAACUAUUACGUAAUGAAAUAUUGUACCUACUAAUCUAAUACGUUUUAUUUGUAAAAUAGAGAAACUUUUAAAUCAUUAAUUGUCAAUGUGUAUUAAAAAUUAAAUUAAUUGUUGUCACAAAAAAAAAAUUCAUUAAUCAAGAACAGAAUUUUGAAUACAAAAGGUUACAAAUAAAAGUGAAUCACAGUACUAACAUAUCGGAUAAAAAAA